AUCUUGAAUCGAUGCACCUAAUCUUAAUCGGAUUCUUAUUUCUUUACUAACAGUCCCGUAAGGUCUGUUGACCUAAUGCUUCGUUGUCCGAAUCUCACCGUAAUCAAUUUGCGCAUACCUCAUUCUGAACUUUACUGUUUCCGAAUCCGGCUGGCGGAUGGCAUAACUUCGAACCUUCAAAGGCACCAGUGAUGCCUCGCGGGCUCCAAACAUACUAACGCUUUGAAGUAAAUCCCGCUGUCGCGAGAGCGAUUCAUCCAUCUCACUAAGAAACCGAUGCUCAUCUUUGGCGCCAAUCUGCAGAUUCCAGAAUCGACGGAGUCGAAACAAUUUAUCGUAGGCAGCAGGGGUAUAUCGCAGCUCCGUAAGCAGUCGCGCGACCUUGCGUGUUUGGAUAAGCUCCGUCUAUUCGAGGCUUCACCUAUUCUCAGGUGGUUUUCCUGUAGAGUAAACCUGGCGUAUCGGCUUGAGAACGUUUAUUAUUCGCACGAACCGAGACCUGGCUAAUCAAUGCAUUUGAUCGAUGUCAUAAAGGUCACAUUGCUCCUUGUCGGCUGACAACUCGGUGUUGAGCGCUGCAACUUUGCCUUUGAAUGCCCUCACACUGUGGGGACUACUACCCUUUCUGGAUACAGCUGCAGAAAACGACGUCCGCUUUUUGCUGGAUGCGUCUUUAAGUAUUUUGCAGUCUUAUGGAAUCUCUACACUAAGCGCUUAACGGAUUCUACAUUAGUGUCGGAUUCAGCUAUUGUUCAUCUUGACCAAUAGAGCUUCUUGCCUGUCAAGCCUGUAUGCUUAAACAUUUACAUUAGUGAUCGUUUGCCGCAGAUGAGAAUCGAUUGUCAAGAGCUUAAUAGUGUAUAAAGUUAAGAAAGGUACAGCCAGAGCGCAGAUGGCGUCAACAAAUAUAAGAGAUAUGAUCGAUCGACCGGAUCAUCCUAUGCUGAAGCGCGCCUUCAAUGAGAUCAUCGAAAUCGUCUGCCAUAGCGAUUCGAGUGGAAUGGCCCCUGUGGACGCUUGGUUCAAGCGGCUCAUAGAAGAAACGGUACCGCAUGGAAAGUGUAUUCGGGGUAUGUUAUUGUUGAGUACCUAUCAGAUGGUCGAAACGUCGUCGAAUACGGAAUCUCUCGAGUUGGCGACGAUAGCCUUCUGGCUCAUUGAAAUGAGUCAAGCGUUAGCGCUUAUCUUGGAUGACUUUGUCGAUCGCGCCCAAACGCGACGUGGUCGUGUCUGUUGGCAUCUUCGGGACGACGUCGGAUCGAUGGCACUUUACGACGUUUUUUUGCUCGAACAGGGCAUUUAUGAAGUGAUGCGUCGGCGUUUCAAGAACCAUCGGCACUACGUUGAUUUCCUAGAGCUUACACAUGAGAUAGCCCUAAUUACAAUUAAGGGUCAAAGCCUGGAUAUGCUGGCCGAACGAGGUCGCCUAUCGAGUGAAGAAGUGUAUAAGGAACUUAUUAACGCGAAAACAGCUUUGUACACAUUUUACCUUCCAGUCCGCUUUGGCCUGCUUCUUGCUCAUAAAGAUGAUUUCGCACUCCAUAUGAAGGUCAGAGAGUUCUCUUUGAAGAUCGGGUCAAUUUUCCAACAGCAGGACGAUUUUCUAGAUUGCUAUGGAGAUCCGAGCGCAACUGGCAAAAUCGGCACGGAUAUUACCGACGGAAAAUGCACAUGGUUUUACGUGACAGCAAUGAAAUUAGCAGAUGAAUCUCAGAGAAAAGUACUGGAGGAAAAUUACGGCCAGGGUAAACCGGGCGGAUCGGCUGAGUCGAAGGUAAAGGCGAUCUACGAAGAACUGGCGUUAGAAAGCCGUUUUCAAGAGUUUAUCAAUGAACAGUUUCACGAUGCGAAGGACUUCCUAGUUAAAUGCGAUUUCCCGUUUCUCUCGUUUGACUUAGCCCUGGUAGAAAUUGAAGGCCGUCCUCAACACUGUCGGACGGAUUCUUGGGUGCCCUUCGUAUGGCCACAGCUAGAAUUGGUCUAAUCUUUGGCGCUGCGAUGUCAUGUUCAUUGCUAAGGCGGCUUUUGCAUGAUCUAAAAGCGAGCCGCCUUCUUUUGAGCUACUUAAGUAUCAGCACCCACCCCGUUAUUAUUAUUAGGAAUAUUAGGAACCCAAAAACAGGACUCAGAGUUUACAUUAUAUGAAUCCCUUUAUAUAUGAAUAUGAUAAUCAAGACUGAAAUUAUAGGGCAAUUAUGCAUAAUUGUAAAAUGUUGAAUAGAUGUAACAACAAGUUGCUGCCUGUUGAUAACUGAUAAAGAAAGCAAAAAUCCAAAAAUGCCAAUUUGCUCAUCACAUUUUUAUGGGCUUAUUUUAAUAACUCUAUUAAGAAGCAAACAUUCGAAAUUAGAAUAAAAGGCUACGAUAUGUGAGUUCGAUUUCAUCUAAAUUUGUUUGUUGAUGCCAAAUGACGACUAUUUAUCCGUGGCCGUUUUUUAACAGAUGAGCAUGCAAGAAAAAAGCUUCCGAUAAGCUAAUCCUUAAACAUAGCAAAAAACUGCACAGUAAUUAGUGCAGUGGGCCCGUAGAUAUGCUUACCAGUGAUUUCUUUGGAAUACGUCGAUUAUAGAGAACGUGCCAAUGUACCAAAAGCUUGAAAAAUCGAACAUCAGCAUAAUCGUGUAAAGAAAAGCUAAUUUAGAAGACAAAGCGCUUCUUGCACUAGAGAUGCAUUCGUAUGCGAU
This is a messenger RNA of Varroa destructor (honeybee mite), 2684 nucleotides long. Its product is annotated as farnesyl pyrophosphate synthase-like. Gene Ontology annotation, molecular function: (2E,6E)-farnesyl diphosphate synthase activity; dimethylallyltranstransferase activity. Gene Ontology annotation, cellular component: cytoplasm. Lineage: Eukaryota; Metazoa; Arthropoda; Arachnida; Mesostigmata; Varroidae. Gene Ontology annotation, biological process: trans, trans-farnesyl diphosphate biosynthetic process. The record is from RefSeq and is a predicted model, not a curated record.